ACAUGUCCUCCCGCCAUUGCAGCCUCCUCGGAAAUCUCUCAGCCAGUAGUUCCAGGCUUCCAGCUCCGCCACCGGAAACCCAACCAACUACUUGCCUGAUUCUGUAGGGUUAGCUCACUCAUGGGAAUGAGUAGCUCUCCGCUGCUGCGGAUAUGGAAAGCACUUCUUCUUCUCCAGUUCGUCACCGGAGCUCUCGGCUGGGGAAAGGAAGGUCACUACGCCGUUUGCAAGAUCGCUGAGGCGUAUCUGAACGAAGACGCGACGGCGGCGGUGAAAGAACUGCUUCCGGAGUAUGCCGACGGCGAUCUGGCGAGUCUUUGCUCUUGGGCGGACACCAUGAAUUUUCGCUAUCACUGGAGUAGCGCUCUCCACUAUGUUGAUACACCGGACUUCUUCUGCAACUAUGAUUUUGCCAGAGAUUGCCAUGACUCGUCGGGGCAUCGAUACGCAUGCGUGACUGCAGCUAUCUACAACUACACUGACCAACUGAAGUCGGAGUACCACAACCCUGGAGCGGUGACUAACUAUAAUCUAACAGAGGCACUGUUGUUCUUAUCACAUUUUGUUGGGGACGUUCAUCAGCCCUUACAUGUUGGUUUUCUGGGGGACUUGGGAGGAAACACAAUCAUAGUUCAUUGGUACACUAGAAAGGCUAAUCUACAUCAUGUGUGGGAUACGAGCAUCAUUGAAUCCGCCAUGAAAGAUUUCUAUAAUUCGGAUCUCACUACCAUGAUUAACUCGAUUCAGAGCAAUAUAACGGACAAUGAACUGCCGCUGUGGGGUGACUGUGAGGGGAAUCAAACAGUCUGUCCAAAUGUGUUUGCUUCUGAAAGUAUCAGUUUGGCGUGCAAGUAUGCAUACAGGAAUGCUACACCAGGAAGCACCCUGACCGAUGAUUACUUCCUUUCUCGGCUACCUAUUGUGGAGGAACGGGUUGCCCAAGCUGGUGUCUGUUUGGCUGCUACCCUCAACCGCGUCUUUGCUUCCAAAGUACAAAUUGCUGAGUCACGAAGAUGAAGCCCAUCAUGGGAUAAGAAAGGAAGCGACCGUGAGAUUGUUUAUUAGAUGACAGAUUAGACAAGUUGUAGUUUAGAUUUCCCAAACAAGCAAACGUAUGCAGUAUGAUCUGUAGGUGCAUCAUUAUUGGGCGCCCCUCAUGUGUUAGGCAGGCUAAUUAGUGAGUCCUUAGCUACUAUCUGUUGACUUUUCUCAAAAUCUCACUUGGAAUGAAAGAUUCCUGUACAAUAUGCUCUGUUCUGUUGUAUUGCUUAGGAUGAAUGUCAAACUUUAAGGACACUCAAAAUAAGGGGAAGUUGAAUCUUGUACUCAAUGGUUACCUAUUUAUCCUUAUUAAUAGGACACAUUGACUCUGUCAUCUCAAGACUAUUGUUGUACCCUUAUUAUAUAUAACUGCACAUAUGUAACCCGUUUGCCUGAUUUCUUCUUCUUGCAUCUUCUUAGUUAUUCUGUGGCAGGGCAGCAUUUGGACACCUGGUGGCUUGAGAAAGGACAGAAAAUUCCCUUGAAGAGAAAUGCGGUCAUUUGGUUUACUUCUGUUUGUAGCUCUGGCCAUCGUCUUGGUCCCUGGAGCUGUGAGUUGGAGCAAGGAAGGUCACAUGAUAACAUGUCGAAUUGCACAGAAUCUUUUGAAGCCGGAGGCAGCACACGCCGUGAAACAACUUUUGCCGGAAAAUGUGAACGGAGACUUGUCAGCGCUUUGCGUCUGGCCGGACCAAAUCCGGCAUUGGUAUAAAUACAGGUGGACCAGCCCACUUCACUUCAUCGACACCCCUGAUGAUGCCUGCACCUUCGACCACUCAAGGAUUUGCACUUUAGGGGACUGCGUUAAGGAUCGUUGCGUGGCGGGUGCCAUUCAGAACUUCACAUCUCAGCUCUCACACUACAAAGAAGGCAGCACGGAUCGACGAUAUAACUUGACGGAAGCGUUGCUCUUCUUGUCGCACUUCAUGGGCGACAUCCACCAGCCGCUGCACGUAGGCUUCACUUCUGACGAAGGCGGCAACACUAUCGACCUGCGCUGGUUCCGCCAUAAAUCCAAUCUUCACCAUGUAUGGGACAGGGAGAUCAUCCUGCAAGCGCUCAAGGAUUACUACGAUAAAGAUGUCGACCUCCUCCAGCAAGCAAUCGAAGGAAACUUCACUGACGGUUUAUGGCAUGAUGAUCUGCUGUCGUGGAGAGAUUGCGACGAUCUUUUGGAAUGUCCCAACAAAUAUGCAGUGGAGAGCAUAACCAUAGCUUGCAAAUGGGGCUACAAAGGCGUCAAGGAAGGUCAAACUCUAUCAGAUGAGUACUUCGAGUCCAGAAUGCCGAUCGUGAUGAGACGCAUCGCUCAAGGCGGAGUUCGGUUGGCUAUGUAUCUGAAUGCCCUUUUUGCGGACCCUGACAACGAGCAAGCAGCUGCUAUCUUCGCUUCCCCGACAUAAAGAAGAAGAAUUGUAUUCGCAUGAAAAAAUGAAUUAAUCUAACCUAUAAGAAGUGAAAGAAGUGACUGUUGCAUUAGGGGAACAAAGUUUGUACCUAUAAAGUGGUUGACUAAGUUUGAGAUGUUAUUUACUGAAUUGUUAAUGUUUUG
Messenger RNA from Linum tenue, 2593 nucleotides. The record is from the annotation of a GenBank genome assembly. NCBI's taxonomy places the organism in Eukaryota, Viridiplantae, Streptophyta, Magnoliopsida, Malpighiales, Linaceae.